Leucoraja erinaceus (little skate) is the source of this 2318-nucleotide messenger RNA. RefSeq names its product RAD1 homolog (S. pombe) (gene rad1). The transcript has 5 exons. Lineage: Eukaryota; Metazoa; Chordata; Chondrichthyes; Rajiformes; Rajidae. Gene Ontology annotation, molecular function: 3'-5' exonuclease activity. Gene Ontology annotation, cellular component: checkpoint clamp complex; nucleus. Gene Ontology annotation, biological process: DNA damage checkpoint signaling; DNA repair. Bases 39 to 884 code for a protein of 281 amino acids. The record is from RefSeq and is a predicted model, not a curated record.
UUCCGCGGACGGGGUUGGAGUUGGGGCGGACCGGCGCCAUGUUGCGCUCCCCGGGUGACCCGGGCGACGACGAGCGCUUUGUUUUAGUCGCCAGUCUGGACAACGCGCGGAAUCUCUCCAACCUGCUCAAGGCCAUUCACUUCCGAGACCAGGUCACCUUCUUCGCCUCGGCCAAUGGCAUUCGGAUGACGGUCGAGGCGGCAAAGAGUGUCCAGGGCAACGCGUUCAUCCAGGCCAGUAUCUUUCAGGAGUUUCGAAUUGAAGAGGAUUCUGUAAUCUUUCUCAUAAACUUAACAGUUCUUUUAGAUUGUCUGACAAUAUUCAGUGCAAGUUCUUUGCCAGGAGUGACAACAGCCCUGAGAAUGUGCUACCGUGGGUAUGGCUUUCCCCUCACCCUGUUUCUGGAGGAGAGUGGGGUGGUAACUGUUUGCAAGAUUCAGACUCAAGAGCCAGAGGAAACUCUCGAUUUUGACUUUUGCAGCACAAAUGUUGUAAAUAAAAUUAUUUUACAAUCAGAGAGCCUGCGGGAGACAUUCGCAGAACUUGAUAUGAGCAGUGAUGUGCUGCAGAUCACGAUGUCUCCAGAGAAACCGUAUUUCAGAUUAUCUACUUUUGGUGAUGCUGGAAGCACGCACUGUGAUUAUCCAAAGGACUCUGACAUGAUUGAGGCAUUCCAUUGCAACCAGACCCAAUGCAAUAAGUACAAAAUCUCUUUACUGAAGCCAUCUACUAAAGCCUUGGCACUCUCCUCCAAAGUUUCGCUUCGCACAGACAAUCGGGGAUUUCUUUCCUUGCAAUACAUGAUCCGCAAUGAAGACGGACAGAUCUGCUUUGUUGAAUAUUAUUGUUGCCCUGAUGAAGAGAUGGAGGGGUUAGACUCAUAAUUACCUGUCACUCAUCAAAAAGUGGCUCAAAAAUUCCAUCAAAUCGUUUUGUAGAGACUGUUCUGUCAGACUUGAAGCUUUGUCUAGGUGAAUUUAAUCCUACAGUAUUUCCCGAUUUCACUCAGUAAUUUGUGAAAAACUGCCUCACCUUAUCCCUGGAGAUCCACUUUUUUUUGUUUGGUGAAUCUGUCCAACGCUGCUGAAAUAUGAAGACGUAGCUGUGGCUGCUUAAUAGCAGCAGUGGAAAAUGACAGGACCAAAAUCGGCUGUGAUGCGUGUUGGGCAGAUGGCAAGCCUGCGUAAUUUGGCAGAGGCAGUGAGGAGGGCAGAGCAGGAAGGCAGGCAGAACAGGUAGAGAUCGGCGGGUGAGGAGUGAAAGUCAGGCAUUGGGAUCUGCUGACGGAGCUUAUCUGGGGAGGAGACCACGGAGACAUGAACCCACCAACCAGGCAGCAGAAAAUGGAAAGACCUGCAUGUCUCCUGGCUUGCACCGUUUAUUUUAUGAUAACGAUUUGGAGUAAUUCAUUUCAGAUUAAUUGGGAAUAUGCCAUUAAUGAAAAUCUUAACUUUCCUGCUAACCUAACAAAUGCCAAGCUCUUAUAAAUAUCUUGAGAUAAUUUACAUAAGAUUGGGAGGAAUUUGAUUCUCAUAUUAGAUAGACCUGGUGGGCCGAAGGGCCUGUUUCCACAUUAUAUUUUUUAACUAAACUGUCAGGUGGUGCAGAUUUUGGGCACCAUUUUAUAAAUUAAUCUGACGAAGGUGGCGAAAGAAUCCCUUGGUGUUUGGGGAUUCCUGUGAGUACCAGGAUUUAAACUUCUGAAGAUAGACACAAAGUGCUGAAGUAACAUAGAAAAUAGGUGCAGGAGGAGGCCAUUCAGCCCUUCGAGCCAGCACCCCCAUUCAUUGUGAUCACGGCUGAUCGUCCUCUAUUAAUAAUCCGUGCCUGCCUUCUCCCCAUAUCCCUUGUUUCCACUAGCCCCUAGAGCUCUCUCUUAAAUCCAUCCAGUGAUUUGGCCUCCAUUGCCCUCUGUGGCAGGGAAUUCCAUAAAUUCACAACUCUCUGGGUGAAAACAGUUUUUCUCACCUCAGUCUUAAAUGACCUCCCCUUUAAUCUAAGACUGGCCCCUGGUUCUGGACUCGCCCAACAUUGGGAACAUUUUUCCUGCAUCUAGCUUGUCCAGUCAUUUCAUAAUUUUAUAUGUUUCUAUAAGAUUGCCCCUCAUCCUUCUAAACCCCAGUGAAUGCAAGCCUAGUGUAACUCAGUGGGUCAUGCAGCAAUUCUGGAGUGGGUGAUUAUUUUGGCUCGGGACCCUUCUUCAGACGCAUUAGGGUCUUCGGUCUAAACUCCUAAACAAGACAAUGGGCCACCUCUGCUCUGCCCCCUGUUACUCAUUAUCCUGGUGCAGGAAAUCAAAUAAAACACGAUUGCUGUGA